This is a messenger RNA of Epinephelus lanceolatus (giant grouper), 3348 nucleotides long. Its product is annotated as leucine-rich repeat-containing protein 14. The record is from RefSeq and is a predicted model, not a curated record. Lineage: Eukaryota; Metazoa; Chordata; Actinopteri; Perciformes; Serranidae. Gene Ontology annotation, molecular function: protein binding. Gene Ontology annotation, cellular component: cytoplasm.
GCUCCCUGCAGCAGCAGCUUCCUCAGUGAGAGUUUGCCGAGUUAGCUAACAUGUUCCAGCGUGUAAUAUUUCACCAGCGAAAGGUUUCCAUUUUAGGUUAUUGCUGUUAAUAAUACGAGCAGAUAUCAGAUGAUGUUAUAAAAUCUUUUUUGGGGCUUUACAGGACCGCUUCACAUUACUGUCCUGAAGCUAAUCUUAGCUAGUUUUAGCUAGCUAGCGCAGUAAAGUAAAGUUUGCUUCCUUUGCUGAGGGAUAGGACGCAACAUUACGGUAGAUUUAUAUUUUUAUGUUAAAAAGUCACCGUGCUUUGUGCUGAAAUGGUGCUUUCUUUGGUGAGGCUUUGUGCUAAGGAGGUGGUGAGUGACCACAGCUCGUCACCCUGCUGGCUGAGGUGGGUUCCCCGGGAGCUGUACAGACCGCUGCUGGAGGCCUCCUUCACCAGCUGUAGACCGCUGGCUGUGAACGAGCUGGUGCAGAGGUGGCCUGAACGCACCCUGCGUGUCGGCGGAAGGAGGAAACAGGGGCAAACUUCGCCAAAUCGACUCUGCAUCCAGGCUUUGCUACUUGCAGUAGUCAGAGGGCUGUCGGACCAAAGGUGUGCGCUGCAACUUCUUGACCUCUGUGGGCUGCAAGGAGAUGAAGGAGGGACGGGAGACCCCAUGGGAGGCUGGUCUCUGACUGUAGCUCUGUGCACCAUGGUGGUUCAGGCCAGAGCUGGAGCACAGAGGGCACAGAGGGAGAGGAAGAGGUUCUCAGCUCUGGAGAGAGAGAAGGAUGUGAAAAGAGAGAGGGGACAGCGGAAGAAGGGAAAGGAAACAAAUGUUGAGGGGAAUGACAGAGAGAGCAUGGGGUCAUGUGGGACCCUGAGCGAAGAGGAGCUGGCUAAGGGUGUCAGGAGGAGGAUGGAGGCAGAGAGGAAAACAGGGACUGUAGUGACAGGUGUGGGAGGCAGUAGAAAGGAGACAGAUGAAAAAGAAGUAAAUAGUGAUGUGGUGGUGCAUGUGAGAGCUGAUCUUUUUGUAAACGCUCGAUCCUGGGAGCGUGUACGUGGGGCUCUGAACACUCAGGGGCCCCUCAAGCUUCAGUGCAGAUAUCUACGUGUGGAAGAGAUUUCAGUUUCUAGUAUCAAGACUCUGCUAGGCCUCCUGCCUCCGCAGGGUCUUCUGGGCAUUGAUGUCCGCUACAGCAGCCUUGGGGUGGCUGGUUUGGCUGAGCUGCUCCCUCUGCUCUCCACCUUCCCUGCACUGAACUCUCUUCGCCUGCACUACUGUAACUUGGAUUUUCGCAGAGACCACGCUGGCCAGGAAGAGACCCUGAGGGAGUUAUGUCAGGGGCUGACACAGCUGCGAGAACUGAGGCGCCUCAGCCUCACUGCGCUGCGCCUGCCUGGACAACUGCGUGUGUUGCUUAGCUCUCUGCCUCAGCCUCUAGAGAUACUGGAGCUGCCCUAUUUGAGCCUGAGCCCUGCCGACCUCGCCUAUCUGUCCUGCAGUCAUCAUGCUUCCACACUGCAGCAGCUGGAUCUAAGUGAGAACCGUCUGGAUGAGAACACCCUGACCUCCAUUCGCCGCCUCCUCUCCCAGGCUUCUACUAGCCUGCAGCACCUCUCCUUAAGUGGCUGUGGCCUGACUGAUAGCCUGCUGAGACUCUUGCUGCCCUCGCUGGGAGGCUGCAGGGCCCUCAAGAGCUUGGCCUUGGCCCUGAACCCACUCUCCAUUGCUGGCCUCAUGGACCUGGUUAGGAUGGCUGUGAGAAUGCCCUCUCUCCGUCAGUUACUGUACCCCAACCCCCUUGAGGACUACCAGCCGGGCCUCCCUGACCUGCCCUCAAGUGCUCAGCUUUUAGACUGGCCGCUGGAUGAAGCCACAGACAUCAACAUUACCAGCAGCCAGCUCAACAGGGUGCUGAUAGACAGCGGGCGCUCUGACCUCUUUCUGACAUGCGACCUGCUCAAUUAUGAUAAAGACUUGGUGGACUAGGGCAGAAGUGAAGUGAAGGAUACAGGUGCUUUUUAGUUCCUUACCAGCAUACGCCCACACAAUGUACAUACACCUGACAAUCAAAAUGUCACCCUAAUAACGGUCUAGUAUUACAUGAUCUUUUUUAUCUUUUUUUUUGACACCAUCUGUCUCAUGUGACGGUCUUAUAAGCCAGAAUUAACAGUGAUGGUGGGGUUAGGGGGAAGUCAGUGGGCCUUUCCCAUCUCUUGAUUUUGUGCCUCCUUGUCUCCUCUGACUUGUGACCUGAAAAAUUAUCUCAGCACUCCAUUUUGAAGUACGUGCCAGGUCCUAAAAUGCAUCUAGAAGAGCGAGGAGGCUUGCCGAAGGACGGCACGACUUUUUGGCGCCUGCAGUAUGUAUAAGGGACAUGAAGCACAGCUGAUGAUGCAGCCGUGCCACAUGUCAUAUUUAAUUGGUGUGGCUUUAAAAUAACGGCUUUGAAUCACUGCCUCAUUUUGUUACAUGCCUUUUUCCUUUGACUCCUCUCUCCUUUUGUCUCUUCCUUGCCUCCUCUGCUUGCAACUCAGAUGUAAGACUAAGAUGCAAGGAGAGGAGGCGAGGAAAUAAUAGAGCAUGCAUGAAUUGAGAAAUGGGGAAGGCCUGUUGUAUAGCCAAAGCAAUAGGUUAUUGUUGUUGUGAGGUAAGGUUUGCUCCUCUGGGGAUGUUGGGAAUGCAGUAUUUAUUAUUUGUUGGCCAGACAAAAGGACACAGAGGUGACCACAUACAAAAACCUUUACUCCUUAUUAUUAAGCCAUGCUUCAGUAAAACGGAAGUAUACUACUUUAAAUCGUUAACUUGUUGACUGAUUGAAAUUAAAUUCUUGCAUAUGCUGGUUUUGUACCAAACAUGACUUAAUGCUUUAUAAUCAGGUUAACAGGAAAGCUGGGAUACAAAGAUCCCUCUGGUUGGAGAUUAGAGGCAGUCUGCCCUCGUGCCUUUACAACCAUCACCAGUAUUUUCUUUAUACAAGCCAUUCACUCAGAAUCAGUGUUUGGACAGCUACUACAUACUACGCUUCGACAACCAAAACUACAACUUUGACAGUGGUUUCUUUUUAUAAUGUAACAGGAAAUGAAUGUAACAACAAAAUACUUAAAUGCAUACCAGUUAUUUGAUUGUUUUCCAUACAGUAAUGUACUUUGUCUUUGUGCUGAUCUAAUUUACAUAUUUGUCAUAUUGUAUUUCUUGAGCGUUUGUUUUGAAUUGUCCAGGACAUUUCUUGUAUUCACACAGCUUGUUUAUCAAAAAGUAUCACCGUCAUCAGGAAACGCGUGUACCAAAUCAACCUUGUACCACAUGAAUGCGUUUACAUACUGUAAGUCACUGAAUAAAUCAGUCAUAACACAAA